Molecule: messenger RNA, 261 nt
Organism: Triticum aestivum (bread wheat)
Lineage: Eukaryota; Viridiplantae; Streptophyta; Magnoliopsida; Poales; Poaceae
Exons: 1
Coding region: 1-261 (86 amino acids)
Source: RefSeq, a predicted model, not a curated record
AUGGCAGCAGGUCCGGGCAAUGCGUCGUGGACGGCGGCGAUGAGCGUGGGCGCCGUGGAGGCGCUCAAGGACCAGGCCGGCCUCUGCCGCUGGAACUACGCGCUCAGGUCCAUUCACCGAGCUGCCAAGGGCAAGUCCAACGUCCGAGCCGGCGUCUCGCAGGGCAAGAAGCAGCUGCCUGCCUCUGCGGCCGCGGUGGCGGAGAAGGCCGAGGAGGGGCUGAGGACCGUGAUGUACCUCAGCUGCUGGGGUCCCAAUUAG